Molecule: messenger RNA, 2247 nt
Organism: Plasmodium knowlesi strain H
Lineage: Eukaryota; Apicomplexa; Aconoidasida; Haemosporida; Plasmodiidae
Product: protein transport protein SEC13, putative
Exons: 1
Coding region: 1-2247 (748 amino acids)
Biological process (GO): protein import into nucleus; COPII-coated vesicle budding
Cellular component (GO): COPII vesicle coat; nuclear pore outer ring
Molecular function (GO): protein binding; structural molecule activity
Source: RefSeq, a predicted model, not a curated record
AUGAACGAACUGGUGGUGUUCGACUCUAACCACCAGAAGGCCAUCAACGACUGCGAACUGGAUUAUUACAGCAAGAAACUGGCCACAUGUUCCAGCGAUAACACGGUGAAGAUUUUCGAUGUGAGCCUUUCGAAGGAGCCCGUGUGCGUAGCAGAAAUGCGGGACCACAGCUCAGCUGUGUGGAAGGUUUGUUGGUCACACCCCAAGUAUGGGAAUCUCCUAGCCAGUUGCUCCUACGACAAAAGUGUUAUCAUAUACAAGGAAGUACAAAUGAAUAAGUACAACAUUAUUUAUGUGAACACUGAACACAACAGUAGCGUGAACUAUAUAGAAUGGUCUCCACAUGAGUAUGGGUUGCACCUGGGGUGUGCCUGCUCCGAUGGACAAAUUAGUAUAAUCUCGUAUGACUUAGUGAAAGGCUCAAAUGAGGAAGGGCAGUGGAACAAGUAUAGCGUGAAGGCGCACCUGAACGGAACAGCCUGCAUAAGUUGGGAAAAGACGCAUAAGAAUAAGCAUAUGAAUGAAGGGACCACUGGAGCAUCUGCAGUAGCAGCAGUAUCCGCAGCCGCGGGCGCAGGAGGGGGGGGAGAUCACCCAAAUACCUUCCAACUAGCUUCAGGAGGCUUCGAUAAUCAAGUAAUAAUAUGGAUGUUCGAUAACAGCACGAAAGAAUUUCACAAAGUUUAUCAAAUGAAGGACAAACCACACAACUCUUCUAUUAAAGAUAUCGCAUGGAGACCAAACCUAAAUAAUUCCACCAAUAUUAUUGCUUCAUGUUCAGAUGAAAACAUUGUAAUCCUAUGGGUAGAGGAUAUAAGUAACAAGCAGUGGAGGAAUGGACAGGUCAUUCAAGUACAGGACAAAAUUAGUAAAGUAUGUUGGUCCCCCAAUGGGACCAUUCUAGCCAUUGCAUGCACAAAUGAAAAUGCCUACCUUUAUAGAGAAGGGUUGAAUGGCGUGUGGGAAGAAGUAUGCAAUUUGGCUGACAAUGAAAAGCUACAUGCACAGAUGGAGGCACAGGAAAAUCUUAUCGAUAAUGUAGGGGGCAUCAGUGAAGGAGCAGGGGCAUCAACCAUGCCGGCCACCACUGUGGGGAAUACAUCAACCAACCAGGUGGACCCUUACGCCGGUUCGUACAUCAACAACAACCCUGGUACUCAUAGCGAACCCCCUAAUGCCUUAAACACGGUGACGACCCAGAUGAACUAUGGUAAACCCCUCCCCAAUAAUAUAGGGGUCAAUCCUGUCGGGGCUCCAAAUAGCAGCGUAAGCACCCCCGGGAUGGUUCGAGGUUCAUUAAAUGUUCCACAGACGAGUAAUAAUAACACCCCCUAUGGUCAAUCUGUUACUGCUCCCAUGACACCAGGGGUGAUGCCCCCCCCUUUGAAGAAUAACAGCACCAUGAGUCAACAAAAUGUCACUCCUAAUUAUUUAAUUCCUUCACAUAAGAAAACAAGUACUUCAAGUGUCACAUCCAAUGUUUCUAGUUACCCCAUGGGUGGUCCUCCUGUUGGUGCAGCAGGACUUGCGCCUCCUCCACCUCCUCCCGUUGCACAAGACCAGGGUAAUGCACCCUAUGGUGGUUUGAAUUAUUCCCCUCCACAAGUACCCACACAACAAGGAGGCGUCUCUGCGCCACAAUUUCCUGCUAUUCCCUCUCCUACAAAUAUACCAUCCGUCGUACCCAUGGGUAAUAAACCAAGCAUCCCCGGACCACCUCCCCCACCUGGAGGACCACAACAACAGGCCCAGCAACAGGCGCAACAGGUGCAACCGCAUCCACCGUACCAACCACACCAACCGCCAUUUCCCGGCGCCAACUCCAGCACGAUGAAUUUUGCCAAGCCCAGCAGCCCAAUGCCACCCCCCCAAUUUCAAGGUGCAAAUGCGAACAAAACAAAUUUCAGCGCACAACAAAUUUCGCCUCCUCCUCCACCCCCUCCUCCAUUUGGCUCAACCCCCCCCCAACAGGGACCCCCUGUGCCCAAAGGAAUGAACCAGACAAACACCUUCUCAAAUUUUAAUCCAAAUGUGAUGACUCCACAUAACGCACCCCCACCAAUGGGUACGAAUCCCCCAGGACCACAUCUAAAAAAUGUACCCCCCCCAGGGAAUAGCUAUCCCCCCAUGAAUUACUCCCAUCCACCCCCACCUCCUCCCAACAUGAUGGGUGGUGACCCCGGUGCGAAGCCAACCCCCAAUGCACAGUACGGCGCUUACCCGAGUUAUAACCCGCCCCCCCAGUGA